Lecanosticta acicola is the source of this 1893-nucleotide messenger RNA. Lineage: Eukaryota; Fungi; Ascomycota; Dothideomycetes; Mycosphaerellales; Mycosphaerellaceae. The record is from the annotation of a GenBank genome assembly.
AUGUCGGGCAGACGGGGAGGAAACCGCAUUCGUGGACCGCAAUCGGCUUUGACGGACUUCUUAGCCGCAAACAACAUCUCGGCGGCGCAGAUCCGAGACGAUUACGAGAGGCGACGACGACAGGCCGAGCAGGACUCCAACGCGGGCGAGGGCGCUUCAGCUGGCACGCCUGACGCCAACGAUGACGAGGCGAUAGCGGCGGCGGUCGCGGCGGAAGCAGAGGAAGAGGCAGAGAAGGCCGCGAAGAGCAAGAAGCGCAAGCGCGAUGCAGAGGAGGCAAAGGCGAAGGUCAAGAAGGCCAAAGCAUCUGCAUCGAAGAAGAUCAAGAAGAAAUCGAAGAAGGACGGCUCGGAUGAUGACGAGUCGGACGGCGACUACGCCGAUGAGGAUUUCGCCAAGGACAUGUAUAAGAAGUCACGCCCAGCCCCAGGCCAGCUUGAGCAUUGCGACGUCUGCAACAAGCGAUUUACUGUCACUCCAUACAGUAAGGAAGGCCCAGAUGGCGGAUUGCUUUGCACCCCGUGUGGCAAAGAACUCGCCAAAGACACCAAAGUUGAGAAGAAAGCGGCGGCCAAGCCUGCGGGUCGGAAGAGACGCAAAUUGGAGAGCGAACGGCUGGAUGGUGUUGCAGCCGGCGGCGCGAAGAGUCUUCAAGAGCUCUGUAUCUCGAAAUUGGCCCAGCAUCAUGACGAUAUUGAGGAGCUGGGAGACAUGCCGCAGCCGGUUCUUGAGCGUCUCAGCGAGAUCUUCUCUAAGAAGCGCGUGCUGAAGCCGAAGACGCUACCACUCUUCCUUCGACCAGAUCUCGACGCAGUAGUGGUCCACGAUGCUGCCUAUCUGGAGACAGAAGACUACGAUCGCAUCUUUGCCACCGUGCCGAAAAUGGAAAAGCUUGUAAUAGGCAACGCAUGUCAAAUGAAGGACAACACGAUUGAUUACAUGCUGGAUAAAUGCCACAGUCUGAGACAUCUUCAGCUGUAUGCUGCCAAUCUCGUCUCCGAUGAUAUGUGGCAUAGACUAUUCCGCGAGGCGGGAGCGAAGCUCGAGGUUGUACAACUCAAGUGGCUCGACGCUGCCUUCGAAGACCUAGCCGUUCGCGACAUGGUAAAGUAUGCUCCCAAUCUCAAGCGCUUGAAGCUCAAGCUCUGUCGUCGUAUUGGCGAAGAUGCUGUCAACUACAUAGCGGACAUCCCGGAGCUGGAGCAUCUGUCUCUGCUGAUGAACAAGGAGGUGUCCACCACAUCCCUGGUCGAAUUGGUUACCAAGCGCGGAGCACGGCUUCGCACGCUUUCGCUGGAGAAAUUCAUCGACGCCGAUGACACUCUUCUCCAAACCGUUCACGACACUUGCAGGCAGCUGGCCAAGCUACGAAUCAGUGAGAACGACACAGCCACUGACGCCGGCUACAAGGCUCUCUUCACUAACUGGACGAACCCACCUUUGUCUUUCGUUGACUUCAAUUCCACCCGGGAUAUUGACAACAACAACCCAGAGGGGCCGGAAGAGGCGGUCGGGUUGGCUUCUGGUGGUUUCAGAGCCAUGAUGGCGCACUCUGGUGUGGCACUAAAGCAUGUUGACGUUUCCUCUUGUCGUCACAUCGAGCUGUCCGCUUUCAUGGAUGUCUUCAACGGCGCUAUGAACUACCCAGCACUCGAGAAGAUCAAUCUCAGCUUCUGCAAUCGGGUCGACAACAGCGUCGUCGCGGGAAUCUUCAAGAGCUGCCCCAAUCUCAAGAAACUCGUGGCCUUUGGCUGCUUCAACGUCCAGGAUGUUGUGGUUCCGCGCAGUAUUGCUCUGAUCGGAAUCCCAAAAGCGCAAGAUGCGAUCGAGCAAUUCGGCAUUGGCAUUUCUAUUGAGGAGGCAUUGGGAAGAAUGGUUGAAGUUGGCGCUUGA